Messenger RNA from Vicia villosa (hairy vetch), 1407 nucleotides. RefSeq lists its product as uncharacterized. Lineage: Eukaryota; Viridiplantae; Streptophyta; Magnoliopsida; Fabales; Fabaceae. The record is from RefSeq and is a predicted model, not a curated record. The transcript has 2 exons. Gene Ontology annotation, cellular component: cytosol. Gene Ontology annotation, molecular function: protein-folding chaperone binding. The coding region runs from base 372 to 1223 and encodes 283 amino acids.
AUUUUGUUUUUCUAAUCUUAUUUUUUAGAAGUAAUUAGGUUUUAAUCACUAUUAUUUACUCUAACUAUUUUCCAUCAUAGUAAUUAUUAUUUUCGUCUUUGAUUGAUUCUCUGUAUUAUCACUGAUUUCCCCUAAAAUAUCUCUUUUUGAUCUUAUUUUGCAAAAAUUUCGCCAUAAAUUUCUUUCCUUUUCGUUUUCUCAUCACACCUUGUUACUAUUAAUUAGGAUUAGGUUUCACUCUUUCUUUCACUCUCACAUCAAAUCAAAUCCCUAGAAAUUAGGAUUAGGUUUCAGUUUCACUCUUUCUUUCACUCACAUAAAAAUCACAAUUUUUUUUACCAAGAGUUCAAUUUCUUCAAAUUUUGUGUGAGAUGGGUAGUGUGAAUUACUACAGUAUUCUUAAGGUGAACCCUGAUGCAAGCUAUGAACUGAUCAAGAAAUCGUUUAAGAAUUUAUCAAGGAAAUGGCACCCUGAUAUGGUUAAUCAAGAGCCUUUGAGGAGAAAAGAGUUUGAGGCAACGUUUAAGAGAAUCUGUGAGGCUUUUGAGGUUCUUAGUGAUCCUAAGAAGCGUAGGAUCUAUGAUCUGUAUGGGAAAUAUCCAGUGAAUUUGGAGAAUGGUGAUGGGAAUAAUAAUAAUAAUAAUAAUAUGAAGGUUGAUGAUGAAGCUGUUGUUGGAGUUGUUGAAAGUGACUUGGCAUGUUCUCUUGAGGACCUUUAUUGUGGUUGCAGAAAGAAGGUCAAUCUUGUAAGAAAUGUUCCUGAUGAAUUUGGAGAGUUGAAGUCGGAAGAAGAAGUCUUGAAGAUCACCAUUAAUCCUGGAUGGAAAAAGGGCACAAAAAUCACUUUUCCUGGGAAAGGAAACCAGCUACCUGGCUCUCGUCCACUUGAUCUGGUUUUUGUGGUGAAUGAGAAACCGCAUCCUGUAUUCCAGAGGGAUAGACAUGAUUUGGUAAUGAGACAAAAGAUAUCAUUUCUUGAAUCUCUUGUUGGAACGACUCUCAACAUAACAACCUUGGAUCGAAGAAAUAUCACAGUUGAAGUUACUGAUAUUGUGACGCCAGGCUACGAGAAGGUGAUCCCGGAUGAAGGUAUGCCACUUGCAAAGGAGCCAGGCAAGAGAGGAAAUCUAAGAAUCAAGUUUGAUGUUGAGUUUCCAUCAAAUUUGACCUCACAACAGAAACAUGAUGUGAGAAGGAUUUUGAAUGAGGCUGAUUAUAACUAAACCAAUACUUUUAGUCUAAUCUAAUGUUUUUAACUCUUGGUUAAUCUAUCAUUAUCAAAUAGAGGCUAUAGCAGCAUGAUAGUGCAAUAGGGUAGUUGAAUCUAAACAAUUUUUUCUUGUUUUAAGGUUGUUUUUUAAUUCUGUGUUGAAAAAUUAGUGCCUUUAGGAACGCUAUUCCACUCCA